Molecule: messenger RNA, 627 nt
Organism: Spirodela intermedia
Lineage: Eukaryota; Viridiplantae; Streptophyta; Magnoliopsida; Alismatales; Araceae
Source: the annotation of a GenBank genome assembly
AUGGAGUUGGCAGUCGGCGACGAGAGCGGGUUCUUCGCCAGGGGCAACGACGGCGAGGUUCCACCGCCGGGCCCUGCGGGGGGGCGGAAGCGGACGGCGGUGGCGAAGGGCGUGCAGAAGACACUGUCGAAGACGUCGAUGCUAGUUAACUUCCUGCCCACGGGCACCCUGCUGACGUUCGAGAUGCUGCUCCCCUCCGUGUACGGCAACGGGACCUGCACCCCGGUGAGCACCACCAUGAUCAACGUCCUCUUGUGCAUCUGCGCCACCUCCUGCUUCUUCUUCCACUUCACGGACAGCUUCCGGGCUGCGGACGGGAAGGUGUACUACGGCUUCGUGACGCCGAGGGGGCUGGCGCUGUUCAAGACGGGGCUGGGCGUGGCGGUGCCGGACGAGGAGAGGUUCCGGAUGGGGCUGGUCGACCUGGUGCACGCGGUGAUGGCGGUGAUGGUGUUCGCAGCGAUUGCGCUGUCAGACCACAGGGUGACCAACUGCCUGCUGCCGGGGAGGGAGAAGGAGAUGGACGAGGUGAUGGAGAGCUUCCCUCUCAUGGUGGGAGUCGUCUGCAGCGGGCUCUUUCUCGUCUUCCCCAACACGCGCUACGGCGUCGGCUGCAUGGCCGCCUGA